UUUUUAGUUACCGAUGCGCAUGCGCCGUUUAGUUUGAAACCCCUCCGGGUUUCCGUAGAAAAGCGAAGGUCUCCUCGGAUGAGAAUGUCUUAUCUGAAACUGGUGUCGCUGUGUGUCGCAGCUCCCGGUGUGACGCUGCUGCCGGCGGCCGGAGAGCCGAAGAAGAAGAGCUGUCAGCCCGCUCUGAGCAUCGAUGAGCUGCCGUCGCUGUACUGCGUCCCGGAGGCGGAGCCUCGGCGGGUGGAGCCGGCGGCGGCCGGACCGCUGGAGCAGAGCGUCGCCUCGCUGAGGAAGCUGGUGGAACCGUACACGGACCGGUGGCGGCAAAGCGGCCGAGUUGCAGUGGAGAAAGUUGAAAAAGUCUACGAGACCGUGGAGCCCACAGUCAGCGUCUCCAUAGCAACCGUCACCGAGACGUACCAGUUCCUCAGUGACCCCCCUCCCGACCUUUACCCCAGUGUGGCGGCGGUGGGCUUCUCCGGCUUCCUGGGACUCUACGUGGCCAAAGGCUCCAGGGUGAAGCAGCUGGUGUUUCCUGUUGGACUCAUGGCGCUGACGGCCUCCAUGUUCUACCCUCAGCAGGCCGCGGCGCUAUUGAAGGUGAGUCGGGAUUCGGGAUACACCUGGGCUCAGCAGGGCCGCGUUACCAUGGAGACGCUUUGGAAAGAGCCUCCGUUUGGUAAAAAGAAGAAGAAAGAACAAACAGAGAAAAACGACACAAGCGACAGCUGAGACGACAAGAUGACGCACACACACCUGAGAGACGUAUAUUAACACACACACACACACAUCUGAGAGACGUCUAUUAACACACACAGUUUGUGAACAUUGACUUUGUCUUUUUGUUGAAGCUUCAGACAUCUUCACUAAAUAUGUGAUAAGUUAUUUAUAAUAAACUCAGAUUCUUGAUGGUUCCAGUUUCCAAGAUGUGAGAAUUCAUUCUUGUCUAAAUGAUAAACAAUGUAUUUGUGUUGUGAAAUAUUUGAUCUACAAAUUGUCCUCAUGUGUGUAUUUCCUCACCUCUUGUGGACCAAAACAAAAUAUGAAAAGUUAUUUAAAAAGGAAUUAAGACUUC
Molecule: messenger RNA, 1075 nt
Organism: Gasterosteus aculeatus aculeatus (three-spined stickleback)
Lineage: Eukaryota; Metazoa; Chordata; Actinopteri; Perciformes; Gasterosteidae
Source: RefSeq, a predicted model, not a curated record